Messenger RNA from Torulaspora globosa, 3954 nucleotides. It is a transcript of the gene CAT8, whose product is annotated as DNA-binding transcription factor CAT8. Gene Ontology annotation, molecular function: DNA-binding transcription factor activity, RNA polymerase II-specific; DNA binding; zinc ion binding. Gene Ontology annotation, biological process: DNA-templated transcription; regulation of DNA-templated transcription. Bases 1 to 3954 code for a protein of 1317 amino acids. The record is from RefSeq and is a predicted model, not a curated record. The transcript has a single exon. NCBI's taxonomy places the organism in Eukaryota, Fungi, Ascomycota, Saccharomycetes, Saccharomycetales, Saccharomycetaceae.
AUGAAAAGCGAAAAGACUGUCAAUGAUGGUCCUAAGAUUAUACGUACGAUGGGUUCGCAGGCGCUAGGUGGACUGAAUUCGCUUGCUUCUGGACGCAAUAGCCAAAACUCAUCAAUGUCACGAUCGCCUAGUGCAGGAGUAGAAGACGGGCAGAAUGCGAUAGCAAUCCGGGGUUCGAAAAAGGCGAAAAGUCCCUCUGUUGUGUUGGAGCAGACUCCCUCGCAGCGGCUGCCACGGCUCAACACUGAACUUGCCGAGGUAGGCAGCUUCACGAGCGUGAGUUCAAUGGGGAACUCGAAUCUGCGAGUAGCUCAGGCUUGCGACAGGUGUCGCUCAAAGAAGACGAGAUGUGAUGGGAAGCGGCCACAGUGUUCGCAAUGUGCUGCUGUUGGCUUUGAGUGCAAGAUUAGCGAUAAAUUGUCAAGAAGGGCAUUUCCGCGAGGUUAUACGGAGACAUUGGAGGAAAGGGUUCGAGAGCUGGAAGCUGAAAAUAGGAGACUGGUAGCCCUGUGUGAUAUUAAGGAGCAGCAGAUACAUUUAGUUUCGCAUUGCUCACCAGGUAAGGGUAAGCAGAAUGGCAAGCCGCAGGAGUCGGACGAGCAGAUGUUGCAGGAACUGAGAAGCGCCAACGGGGGUCAGCUCAGGCUUUCAUCCACGAAUCUUUUUUUAUUGAACAGAGCGCGAGAUUCAAAUCAAGCAACGACGGAGGAAGAUCAUGGCUUUGAGACCCAGAAGAUACAAGAUUCGCAACAAGGUAAGACGCAUAUGUGCGAUGGUUUGCAUUGCAGCGAUAAACUGCAUUCGAAGCCGGUCUCUACCAGCUUAAAUGAUCCAACGUGUGUCUCCUUCGAGCAGGACGAAGCUCCAGGACUGCCGGCGGUUAAGGCAUUGACUACGAUGGCCACUAGAGAAAGAAGCACCCAAUUGGCCGCGCUAGUAGCGUUGUCGGUCCUUAGAUCUACGGAAGAAAUACUUUUCAUGCCACAAUUGCUAGCGAGGAUAAUGCAAAUUCACGGGUUCACAUCGAAACAGUGUCUUUACACUGUCUCGCUAUUGUCGUCUUUGAAGAGUAAUUUACCAGAACCGCAGCUAUUGAAAUGGGACCAAUUGGAUUGUUUGAAAACCACCAAUUUAUGGGAAAUUGAUAAUCUCGAGCAGUUUUUCAGCGAAACGCUCAAAUUUCGUAUACUCGAAGAUGGUACCAAGGAGAACAAAGAUGAAGAAUCUUCGUUCGGAUUGUCAAUAGCCGAAAUUGAUGAGUUGGUUGAGCUCUUCUUCGAGUUCUGGUCACCUCAUAUUCCGAUACUGGAUAGACAGGAGUUUUUUUCAUAUUAUAACAAGUUAAAGAGUGAUGUCGAAACACAGCCAGGUCUCUUCCAAGAUGGCUCCAACAAUUUUACCAGAAGAAAUAAUAUUAUUAGUUACAAGAUUUUUGCAUGCAUACUUUUCACGGUGUGUCAGAUGGGUUUAUUGAUGAAGGUAAAAAGGGAUAAAAUUACAGAUACCAGUUCCAAAUGCAUCAAACUGAUCUCGUAUUAUCACAGGGCAAUAUCUCUCAUUUAUUCGAACGCUUACUUCAGCGUAUUAACCACCUCACUGCAGUCAGUACAGUUUUUAUCAUUGCUGCUUUUCUAUUUCCUUAAUACAGGUAAUGUAUCAGCUGUUUAUGAGCUGCGAGGUCGGGUGGUAUCAAUGGCCCAACAGCUACGGCUCCAUCGUUGUCCCAGUGCUGUCUUGAGCGGCUCCGGAUCAACCAUGAAUAAGAUGGAGCAAGGCGAUAGAAGAGUACUGUUUUGGGGUAUAUACUAUCUGGAUGUGUUUUCUGCUUUGCAACUCGGAGUUCCUCGGCUAAUCAAGGAUUUUGAGAUUGAGUGCGCUUUACCUGUCGCUGACAAUGAAAAUAAAAAGGUUAAUCUUGCGGGGCAAAUGAUUCGGUUAGAGGGCCACGUAAGUCAAUUUUCUUUGGCUAUGAUAAGAUAUGCCAAAGUGCUAGGUAAUAUUUUGGAUACGAUUUUCAAGAGGGGGAUGACCGAAUCGAUUACAAAAAAGUCAGCAUUGAUACAUGAAAAUGCUUUGGACAAUUGGAGGCGCGGCUUGCCACACGGGCUUACAUUCGAGAUAGACGUAAAUGGCACCAUUAACAUGGAUGAGUUUAACAGAUUAAAACAGGAGAGUGGAAUAGAUGGACAAAUGAAAAACAUGAUAUUGAUCUUAUUUUAUUUCCUUGCAAAAUGUAUGAUUCAUUUGCCUGUCAUUGCUACUACCCGUUUAUCAUCAAACGAUGACAGUAAUGGCGAAAUGAAAGAUGAGAAUUCUGCUCAGCUAGAUAAACGAAAUGAGACUGAGAGUGAACUUGCUGUUAGGUCGUCAUCGUCAUAUGUCCUGUUACAACAAGCCACUAACACCAUGCUCGGUAUUAUGAAUUCCCUCCAGUCAAUCUAUCUACCUCUUCCGAUUAACGUGGCCCGCCAAAAGACAGUAUAUUCUCUGAUAAGCGCCAGAGGAUCUUUGGAAUAUAUUAAAGGGGGGGCACUAUACCUGGAUAGCAAGGCGCUGCUUUUGGAUGUUGUUAAAAGUAUAGAAGAGGAUCGCAAAUUGGAAAUUCCCGGAAUUAUAUCCUGGCAUAGUUUGAAGCUUUUGGAUAUGACUAUAAAUCUCUUGCUGCAACCUGCAAAUAUCAAAGUGGAGAAACUGGACAAAUUGCUCAAGAAGAAGCUCAACUACUACAAUAGGCUGAUGGGCCAGCCAAUGUUGAGAACUCCUUCAGGUAAGCAAGAGGUCAGCAAAAAGAGGAAGAGUGCUGGAGAUGUUGAGGACUACUCUAGACCCAGCACAGCCGAUAUCAUCAGAACAAGUAAUUUGACACCAGUGAGUUCGAAAAGCGAUGACAGCCCGCAAGAGAAGAGAGUCAAGCUUGAGGAUGAGCCAGAAAAGCAUACUGGUUUGCAGCAUUCGAAGUCGUUAAAUCAGACCACAGCUCCAGUAGCGACCCAAACUGCGAUAGCUGAAGCACUUCAGCUAGACCCCGUGCUGAGUAGUAACAUUCUCAGUGACGCAGAUCUAGCAGCAUUUUUUGGUGGCCAUUUGUCGCUGCCCAACAGCAAUCUUUUUGCACCUGUCCCACAGCCAGUAAACCCGGAGAAGUCUGUACCUCCGUUCACAGGCAAGUCCGCUCACGAUACUCAGCUUAAACACCAAAUGCCGAACAGUGGUUCCAAGUUAGAGCUAGACGGACUCUUCAGAGUCCCAAGCAAUGCCAACUUCCUGAUAGACGAGCACUUUCCAUCGGGGGGCUCGCAGCUCGAUUUAGCGCUUCUGGCAAGCAAUCACCAGAGUUCAGGCUUCGGUUCCAAUGGCAAUAAUCCGCUCAGAAAGCAAAACGACUUGGUCCCUUCGACAAACCACCCUGUCCCUCAUAUAUCCAACAACAGCAACCCGUCUGCGUACCACGAUGGCUUCGGCACAGCUGCUAGCGGUCACUUUGGUGCAACUGCGAUUAACGGCGCUUCCGGAUUCAACUUCUCCGUGGAUGCGUCGCUUGGACUUGCCCCUCUACUAGACUGGUCGCCGGAGAUGCACCACAGCCCCUCCAAAACCAUCAGCCACCACUCUGACAACAGUGGAAUCAUUUUGGACUCCACCAUCCACCAUGAAGAAGAGCUGGCGAAUGGCAGCAGAGCUCCUACCACUGCUAUGACACGAACGGGAAGCGGCCAAGGAUCUGCACAUGGCUCCCAUUUCACUCCUGCUCAAUCGCACCAAGUAGACCAACUUCCUACUGGUCUCCACGACGGCGACGACCCGGGCCAACCGAUGCUGACGCUGGGUUCUCGCAGAGGUCCCAGACGCCGCCAUAUGGCCUUCUCGUCGGCACAGGACAGCGGUCUGGCCGCAAACCGCACCAGUCGUGAUCAAGAUCUAAAUAAUUUGUUCUACUGGCAGAACUCUAAAUAA